AUGAAGCUACUGCGAGACGCCGCCAAAGGCGACCCAUUUAAACUUUUCGAUCUCGCCAAUUCAAUAAACCGCGACAACUACAGCCUGGAUGUCCUGGAUGCCGUUCUGCCUCAUGUGGAAUACGCAAAGCUGCCUCGUACAACUGCUCAAUGCAACUCCGCGGACGGCGAGCGGGUCUUUGGCGUCCUUGCGUGUAUCGCAGCGUCCCUCGAGUACGGUUGCUCCCGAACUCCCUCCCUUCAGGAAGGCACGGUCACGAAACUCGUCGCCAACUUUGACAACAUCUUGGCUUGGAUGAAAUUCGCAAUGGCACGUCUAUCGGUGUCGACUGAAUCCCAGUUUGUCCGCGAGACCCUAUGGAGUAUGGCAACCGUCCUCUAUCAACUCUGUAUGAUCGAUUUCAGAUCGUCCGACUUGCUUAUGGGUUCAAGGGAGGCCGUCAAACUCUUCCUGAAGGCGUGGACCUUUCGCUCCAAGAGCGCUGUAAACGUCUACAGCACCUUAGGUCUUGCAAGAGGGGAGUGUAUACUCACCAAGCUCCUUCAUGUAUACCUCUCCGACAAAGAAGGUCUGGCGACAUUUCUCGAGGUCGUCCUGGCCUUCCCAGGUCGUUUGAAGUUGUUUUGCAACGCGGUAAUAUGUCGGAUCGACCAGCCCCCCGCGCAGGUCGGUGGAUGGAACGAUAUAGUGGACAUUUCCAUGGCAUGUUCGAUGCUGUUGGCCUCCCUUCACUGCCUCCACUGGCAGGGAGUCCGUGUGAUCGUUCGGCAGCUGCGCCUUUCCAAUUAUCUCUCUCGUUCAGUGACAAUGUUGGCCAAUCUACAGCAACGCCUCCCUCUGCACAUCAUCUUGUGCUCCUACCCCAGGCUUUUCUUGCUGACGACGGACCCCCGAGCAGCGGAGGAGAUGCUUGACAGUGGGAUACUCACCCUCCUUGCCGACGCGCUGAUGAAGGUGGAGGAAUCUGCUCUUGAGGAUGCAGGCUGGAGAAUUGUGGAGGACAUGCUGCGGGCUUUUGGAGCGUAUUUGUUCCAUCCUCGUUCUCUCGCUGCACUUCGCAGGGCCUUGGCGGCACUCCCUCAGUCUGUCAUUGACGGACUCCGCCGGCGAGAACGUGUUGGCCCUCUUUGGGAGCAAAUCUACUCCACUCUUCCAUUUAGAGUGGCAGGGCAGCAGGAAGUGGAGAGAAAAGGCCUGAGGUUAUGCGACAACGAUUUGCAUCAUGAAAUAUGGGUCGCCGGAAAUGUCAGAGCGCAGACUGGAAGGCGAGACACAAACAUGAAUGCGAUGUCAUGCGUCACACAUACUAUGAACGCACUGCGACGAACAUACGAUACCGUCAAGCGACUCGCGCGUUUCAUCUUCGGAGUAUCGAAGACCUGUAUUGUCUAA
This is a messenger RNA of Coprinopsis cinerea okayama7#130, 1392 nucleotides long. RefSeq lists its product as hypothetical. Lineage: Eukaryota; Fungi; Basidiomycota; Agaricomycetes; Agaricales; Psathyrellaceae. Bases 1 to 1392 code for a protein of 463 amino acids. The record is from RefSeq and is a predicted model, not a curated record. The transcript has 4 exons.